CAUUCGGUCCGUCCCAAAAUUGGUCCACUCGCCCAUCAAGGUUCGCGCCCCAGACGCUGCGGCACCCCGCCGAGAGCCCCGCAGCGCCUGGACUGCGCUUGGAGAUCGAACCGAUUUUUUUUGGACUGCGAUUCAAGACCGGAAGCAACUAUCCACCUUGUCGCAACGUCGCAAAGAUGCAUUCCCUCAUACGGCCCAACGCCUGGGUCGCGCUAAAGCUCCCGUCAGGAAGCACAAAGGUUCUUCAGAUUGCCCCCAAUACGACAAUAUCGCUGGGGAAAUACGGCGCUUUCCCGUCCAAUCUAGUUAUCGGACGCCCAUACCACCUCACCUUUGAGCUACUAGACAAGCUGCCGGACGAGAGCUUCUCGCGUCUCCGAGUCGUCACUACCAACGAGCUCCACGCCGAUGUCUUUGCCGAAGAAGCCGCACCCGGUUGCGCCACGCCCGCGGCCGGUGCAAACGAUACCGUAAUAUCUACCACAGACGGAGAGGAGUUCAGCUUGGUCGACGAGAAGGGCAAUGUCAUUGCGCGCUCGAAUCACGAGGUCCUCGAUGAGAAUGCGCGGCAGACCCUCACGCAAGACGAGAUCGAGGAGCUGAAGAGGGAGGGCAACAACGCCGGCAAGGAUGUUAUCGCGAAGCUGCUGCUUUCCCAUACGGCGCUCGAUCAAAAGACGAGCUUCAGUUUGGCCAAAUACAAGCUACUGAAAACCAAAAAAUACAUUCGGCGGUUUCAGGUCUUGCCGAUUGAUGUCGCCAACCUUGCGCACUGGCAGCUGGAGGAGAGGGAUGCAAGCAAGAUACUGGACCUAAGGGCCGAGAUGAUUGGGCUCGUCGGGAGCUGGGGAAAUGUGCACUUCGGGGGCGAUGAUGUUCUGCUUCCGGACCCGAAGGCCCCCACCGCUGCAGGGGAUGAGGCAUGUCUUCCCGUGGACGAGGAUCUCUUGCGAGGGAGGUGGCUUGUGGUGGAUGAUACCUGCGGGCUGUUGGUAGCGGCGAUGGCCGAAAGGAUGGGUGUGCUUUAUGACGGCGAGGACCCCGAGAUGGAGAAGGCGGAAGGGCAGAACGGGACAACGACAGCGCAGACGCCCGCUGGCCUGGAAAAGCACCAAGAGACUCGGACCAGCGAACUUAUCGUACCCGAAACGACACAGAAGGAUAGCGACACGGAAAUGGUAGAUGGGCCGACGAACUCGUUGAAGCGACAAAAUGACGGCAAACCGAAGCAACAAAAGCCCCGCCCCUCCGACUUCGCGAUCCCGUAUUCUCAAACCAACACCAUCACAGUUAUCCACUCAGCCAGCCAACCGAACCUCUCGCUCCUCAAUUAUUGGGGCUUCGACAUCACGUCCCCCAACCACCCGCCGCAUCCCUUGCUCAACCAUCUACUCAAUCUCUCCUGGCUGCAGCUCCUGAAGCCGGAACUCGACACGUCGUACUCCACACCGCCGCUCACCGCAUCGCCCGAGGUCCUGGCGUCAUGGAAGCCAAGUCGCAGGGGUAACUUUCACCGCAAGCGGAGGAGGUACGCCCGGAUCCGGCACGUGGUCGACAGCACCCGGACGGGCAACUUUUCCGGUCUCGUCUGCGCGAGCACCAUGGACCCCAUUAGCAUUCUCCGCCACACCCUGCCUCUCCUCGCCGGGGGCGCCCCGGUGGCGAUCUACUCGCCCUCUGUGGAGUCCCUCGCCGCGCUGGCCGACUGCUUCAGCGUACCCCGCCGAACGGCUUGGGUCAGCGGAAGCGUGGCUGAGACCGAUGGUAUGUCGAACGAAGAGCUGGAACGGUGGGAGGGUAACGAACGGUUUCCGCUCAACCCUACGUUGCUUCAGGGCGUGUCGAUCCAGACGAGCCGCGCCCGCCGGUGGCAGGUGCUCCCCGGCAGGACACAUCCGCUCAUGACGGAACGAGGCGGCGCGGAUGGGUAUGUGUUUACGGCGUGGCGGGCGAAACCCGCAGAGGGCAAAGUGGCUGCAAAGGGGAAGUUUAAGCGGAGAAAGGUCGACUCGGUUGAUUCGGAGGCGGCCACUCCGGCUCCGGCAUGAGAGACUAGUAGCGAGGGUACGUAUUUCACGGGGUGGGAGAGUGGUUAAGCACCACGGUUGCACGACGCCACAAGAUACCAUGUAUAAAGGAGGCAUGCGUCCCUCUCCAUAUCAUUGCGAGCAUUUCCACUCUGCGCCCU
Molecule: messenger RNA, 2188 nt
Organism: Chaetomium fimeti
Lineage: Eukaryota; Fungi; Ascomycota; Sordariomycetes; Sordariales; Chaetomiaceae
Product: Gcd10p family-domain-containing protein
Exons: 2
Coding region: 177-2048 (623 amino acids)
Biological process (GO): tRNA methylation
Cellular component (GO): nucleus; tRNA (m1A) methyltransferase complex
Source: RefSeq, a predicted model, not a curated record